Molecule: messenger RNA, 912 nt
Organism: Medicago truncatula (barrel medic)
Lineage: Eukaryota; Viridiplantae; Streptophyta; Magnoliopsida; Fabales; Fabaceae
Product: E3 ubiquitin-protein ligase BRE1A
Exons: 4
Coding region: 114-638 (174 amino acids)
Source: RefSeq, a predicted model, not a curated record
UUUAUAAGCACCCUAAGGCAGAGGAAAGAAGAGUUAUCAUUUCAAAGAAAAGAGAAAACAGGUAAGAACAGUAAGGUAAAGAAAAAAAGUGUGUUGAGAUUUGUGGAGCAGCAAUGGCAACACCAAAAAGAUCAUAUGAUCAGCAACAACAACUACAGAUUGUGCAACAUGUGAAGAAUUCAGGAAUGAUUAACAACAUCCAGAGUCCAAGAAGAGAUGAAAAGGAAGAGGAAAUGUCAAGAUCAGUUCUAGCAAUGUUUAGAGAAAAGGAAGAAGAAAUUGAGAGAAGAAAGUUGGAGGUUAGAGAUAAGGUUCAUGCUCAUCUCGGUCGAGUCGAAAAGGAAACAAAGCGAUUGGCUGAGAUAAGAGAAGAGAUUGAGGGUUUCACAGAUCCAAAGAGGAAGGAUGUUGCAAUAGUUAGAAAGAGGAUAGACAUGGUUAACAAAGAGUUGAAGCCAUUGGGUCAAACCUGCCAGAAAAAGGAGAGAGAAUACAAUGAAGCUCUUGAGGCAUUCAAUGAGAAAAACAAAGAAAAGGCUCAACUUGUUACCAAAUUAGUGGAGCUUGUGACUGAAAGUGAGAGGAUAAGGAUGAAGAAGCUGGAGGAUCUAAGCAAAAAUAUAGAUUCACUUCACUAAGAUAUGUUAGUGAAAGUAACCUUGUGGGUUCAGUGUGAUGUUAACUAAAAUUCUUAUCAUUUGAUGUGGUAGUUUGUGAUUUCAAUGUAUUUUGCUGACUUAGGAAAGAAUGUCUAAUAAAAGUGUGUGCAUUAAACACUUGAACUCAACUAUAAAAUUUGUUUUUUUAUAUGUUUUUCUCGAAUUCACCGUAAUUAGGACAUUUGACUCUUCGUAGAAUCUGGUAUUCAGAUGUUCUCUUUAUACCCAAAAUAUAGUAAGGAGUUUUGAUUGA